Camelina sativa (false flax) is the source of this 1224-nucleotide messenger RNA. NCBI's taxonomy places the organism in Eukaryota, Viridiplantae, Streptophyta, Magnoliopsida, Brassicales, Brassicaceae. The record is from RefSeq and is a predicted model, not a curated record.
AUGGCGGAUAUUCUGCUGCGGAUGUUGGAAAGCGGAGAGCUAACGGACGAACAAUGCCUCUCUAUGUUGAGGGUAUUAAAUUCCGGUGGAUGCACAUCUGAGAAGAAAGUGAUUGAGGAAAAAGCUGUUAAACGAAUCGACAACAGGAAACCUCUGAAGCAGUUGUUGGAGAUGCGGAAUCUAUCUGAUGAGGAAUGCGGCAAUCUUUUACGUGAAAUGGAUGAAGAUCAAAGUGAAUCGGAAGAAGUAGACGAAAGGUACUUCCGCCAAAUGAUUGAUUCUCAGUUUUUCGAUAUCGAUCCUGACGUUCGUGUCCCACGUGCGAUCGGACUCUCACAUUUUUAUUUUGGGGAAGAACAAGAACCACCUCCCGAAAUGGACCUCUACGGCCAGUUGGCUGUUCAUUGGUUCAACUUUGAGAACAAUAGGAACUUGAAGUUCUUACGCAUACCAAAAUUGAAUACCCAACAUCCGUUUUCUGUAUCCUGCUAUAUUACUGUAGAGGUUAAAGAUGAGGAUGAAGAUGUUGAUGCUACUGUAGAGGUUGAAGAUGUUGAUGCUGCUGAGGAUGAAGAUGUUGAUGCUGCUGCUGAUUCGUCUCCGUCGUCUCUCACUCUGCAAACUAUGGUCACAAGAUAUUUUGGUGACGCUUUGGAAUCUAUGAUGGAAGUUGCGAUUGAAGGCUGCAGAUUCAAACCCACCACAACAGCGUAUAAGCCACGCUUCCAGCACUUCAUGUUUAAUAGGGUUGAUGCGUUUUACAGAGGAUGUAUGCCUACCUUUUUGUCGGGACCACCAGAAGAAGCAGCUGAUGAUCAGAGAUUCUACGAGGUUCAGGACGAGGACAUUCGUAAAAAUGAUUGGCUUCGUCUGUAUACCCAGUUUGCACUUUUCCCAGUUUGCGAGGCUGGAUCUCAUGCUUUCCCGCCAAAGGAGCUGGAGUUGAAGAAGAUACUUGUGCAAACCCGAGUAACAACAACUCAAUAUGAUGAUGAUGAUGAUGAUGAUGAUGAUGAUGUUGAUGAUGAGCCGCCGUCUCCUAUUCUCAAUUCCAUUGAUGCCAAGUCUAAGAAUGCCAUCUUCCACAUUAGCUUCAGGGCCAACUGUCGCGACUACACAUCCGUAGUAAGGAGAACUGUAGAUGGGGUUUCAGGACAUAUGCAACUCGAAGUCAACACCACGGAGACUGAUUGCUUCUCUUCUUCAACAGAUGAUCAAAGUUAG